Molecule: messenger RNA, 1098 nt
Organism: Schistosoma spindalis
Lineage: Eukaryota; Metazoa; Platyhelminthes; Trematoda; Strigeidida; Schistosomatidae
Source: the annotation of a GenBank genome assembly
CGGUAUAUCAGUGUGGCAUUUGAAAGUCGAGGUCAUAUAUGAAAAACUUUGUUGGACACGCGAUCUAAAAAGCUAGUUCGAUUUCCUCUAAAACCAAUUAUUCAUCCCAAUAAGAUUUGUUAUGCCGAAAAUUGAGUAUAUUGGUCGUCCAUCUUUACACUUCUACGGCAAGCUCCUGUCAGAAAUAGCCAAAAACCUUAAAAAUCGCGCCAAAGGUAGAGUAGUAAUAAAGGAAACUGAAACAGUAAAAUUCAAGGAGCCAUGCUAUUACAUUUUAAAAAAUGUUGUUCCACUUAUGUCCGAUAAAUCGGAUGUUAGAUGUAGAGCAUGGGGUAUACGUGUAUUCCGUGGUCGAAAUCUUGGCUAUUGUCUCCUACCGAAUACACAUGAACCAGAUUGGCGUCUACUAUCACCUAGUGAAGCUGAACGUCUAACGUCUAUGUCAUCAGAAACUGAUUUGGUCGCUCCGGAUGUUCCAGUUAGCUGCGUUGCUCAAGCUCCCCCUUUAUUGACAAUAUUUUUACGAAGGAAAAAUGUACUUCCGCCACAAGUAGUCGAAGAAGCUGAAAAAUCUACUCACUCUUUAGAUAUACAACAAUCAAUGAGAGAGGCUAGUGGUUUAUUAUUGUUAACACCUCACCGCUAUGAUCCAACAAGUUUCAAAUCUAUUGUUGUAGAGUUUUAUUCAUCCUCAAUCUCUCAAUAAUGACAUGAAGAAAUCUAUAAAUAGCAAUAACUGGAGUAAAGAAAAUUUUAUGUACAAAGAAUAUUCUCUCCAAUAAAUUCUCCUUAGGUUCUACAGUUGUAUACCCAAAUUAAUAAUUCAGUUCCUAUUGAACCGACUUCCUCGGAGAAAUCACGUAUGUAUCCUCCAUAUGAAUGGUCAGCUAGAAAAGGAUUAAUUAUAAAGCCAAAUUUAGAUCGAGAUUCUUAUUUAAUUCGUCGAUCUGAUACACCUGGAUUGUAUUGGCGUGUUCAUUUAGCGAAAUCUUCCAAAACAGAACAAGAUAGUGAAACAGUUUCAGACAGGAAAUUGUUAUAAAAAGAAUUGGAUUAGCUAUAUUCUUGAUUGUUGAUAAUACAGUACUUAUUCAUGUA